Molecule: messenger RNA, 681 nt
Organism: Erpetoichthys calabaricus (reedfish)
Lineage: Eukaryota; Metazoa; Chordata; Cladistia; Polypteriformes; Polypteridae
Product: lectin-like
Exons: 5
Coding region: 7-471 (154 amino acids)
Molecular function (GO): signaling receptor activity
Source: RefSeq, a predicted model, not a curated record
UUCAGGAUGAUUGGACCGCUGAUCUUACUGUUGUUCUGCGUUUCCCUUGGGGUCACAGAGGCACAAAGUCAAUGUUCCUGCGCCUAUAGCUGGACCCCAUUUCAAAACCAAUGUUACCGCUUCAUUCCAGUGAGAAAAGGACAUGAUGAAGCUGAGUUACAUUGCCAAUAUCUUGGAGGAAACCUCGCCUCAGUGCACAGUGAAGAAACCAACAAAUUUAUAACAAAUCUGAUUACAAGCAGAGACAACUCAAACCCGCAAACUUGGCUUGGAGGCGCUCGCAUUUCUCAGACAAACUAUUGGUUCUUUAAAGAUGGAUCUGCUUUUAAUUAUCAGAAGUGGGGCUCUGAUCAACCAGACAACUAUUGUGGAAGUGAAGGCUGUUUGAUGAUCAACAAUAUUGUUCAAGGAUCGUGGAAUGACGCUGAAUGUGAUCUUGAACUUCCCUUUGUUUGUAUGAAGAAAAUGUGAAAGGACCGAGUGUCACACGUGUUACUGUGCAUGGAUCACACAGAUAAUUCACAGUAGAUGUCUACAGUUAAUUUUAAUGAUUCACUCCAUUAAACAAUACUAAUUGUGCUAAUACUUGCAUUUUCUGAGUCACUUACUUACGAAAUAUUUGUUUUUAUAUUUUAAUUGAAACCCCUUUAACUCUAAUAAACAGUAAAGAUCAGUAAGCAU